Molecule: messenger RNA, 8153 nt
Organism: Sycon ciliatum
Lineage: Eukaryota; Metazoa; Porifera; Calcarea; Leucosolenida; Sycettidae
Product: MAP kinase-activating death domain protein-like
Exons: 32
Coding region: 838-7368 (2176 amino acids)
Biological process (GO): regulation of Rab protein signal transduction; regulation of apoptotic process
Cellular component (GO): cytosol
Molecular function (GO): guanyl-nucleotide exchange factor activity
Source: RefSeq, a predicted model, not a curated record
UUAGUGUUGCUCAGAAGAGAGCCUUCUUAUUUUCUUCACCUCUUCAGUUUGUGUCAAACUUUGGCCUUGGCUCACCUCGAAAUGCUCCUAGCUACUGCACUGCUGAGCACUAGCACUAGUGCACUGAUGAGUAGACUCGACGACGUCAAUUAUUUUCAUCUGUGACCAGAGCUUGCAGAGUUGAAUGAUUCUUGCAAAUAUUUUCCUCCACAUAUUUCGGUGCAGCAGUCGCUACCUAGUAGAUCUACUUGGUGUUAGAACGCUACGUCUUCGGCAGUGAGCGAUUUCGAAUUAAUUUCCUGUAUCGUGAGAUGGUGGAGAGUGCCCGUGGCCCGGGAUACUCCGCGAGUUGCUGUUCGGUGUGCUGACUCGGCAACUCUAGAAAGAAAGCACAUAUUUAUUCGAGAAUUCCCGUGUUCUGUGUAGCGCUUUCAUUGGCCUGCCGUGUGGUAGGUAGCUCUCGAGUAGUGCGUUCAGCUCCCUAUCAGGUAAUUAGCGCGUUCAGCAUGGAGCGGAGGUAGCAGACGCAUCGUGCAGUACUAAGUGAACGUAGCUCUGCAGGGAAUACUCAGGUAUUGGUCAGCACCAGGGCCUGAUGCUGAUGCAAGACCAAUCUGGAGUGCAACCUGCAAUACUUGACUGCUUGUGGAGAAUCAGGUGGAACUGAGUACGCUGGUAGUACGCUGGUACACCAGGCUGCAGUGGACUGCUGCCACACGGUCACGGCCGGUGUGGGCCGGUGUUGUAUAUCUUGUGCAACUUCUGUGCUGAACAAAAAACUAGCGGUUUAACGACGGCAGCUCUGAGUGGCAGCAAUACUGAGGACUCACUGCUGGUAUGGCUUUAGUGGAAACCAAGACGUUGCCAAAUCGUCUUGUUGACUAUGUGCUUGUAGUGGGAUCUGCUGACGUUCCUCCAAACAAGGAUGGUGGCGUCAACACUCCCAAGCUACUGCGGCGUAUUCCGGAGGCAGACAUACACAACUCGCCACUUCCGCCAGAUGUCGUGUUUUUCUGUCAGCCCGAUGGCUGUUACACGGCGGAGAUGACGCAUACGGAAAUGCUGGAGCAGCAGAAACUCUUCCUCUUCUGUUUGACGGAGAAGGAUUCGAAUGUGAAGCGGUUUGGUACUUGUUUGAAUUUUUUCCGACCGUGCAGUGAACUGGAUAUGCCAGACUUAUCACCAGUAGAUGACCAGGCUGAUCAGGGUGCUGAUACGGCUGAGAGAAUUCAUCAAGAAAGACUAUCACCGUUGCACGAAGAAGACACUAGCGCUGCGGUACAGCUGGAUGAAGCUGAGUCUUCUGCUGCUGCUGCUGCUGGUGUGCAUGAGGCGUUUGCACAUGGCAGUAGUGUUUCGUCUGAUGGUGGCGUGUCAUCAAGAGCUGACGACAAUGAGAAAUGCCUGGGAGUACUGACGUCAGUGUGUCUGCUAAGUCACCAUGGAUUCUUCUCUACGUUCAAGGAGAUUUUGAUGACAUUCCGUGAUCUAGUGGAAGGCUGUCAAGUGCACGGCGAGACUGUGUUUGACAUGGAGAGUGGCUGGCGCCGUUUGAUUGAUCCAUCUCUGGUGGAAACUGAUCAAGUGGCUGCUGAUCUGAUCAACUGGAUCCAUGGUUUGUUGAAUGCGCCCACACCACAGCCAGGCUUUACAUGCGUGGAGAUAGAGCUGGCCAUAAUGCCCACUCUAACACUGGCCUACCCUGAUCCCAGUCGGUUUCCUCUUGUAGACUUCCCGCUACAUCUGCCUGUUGAUCUUCUUGGUCCUGAUCGUCUCAUUGAAGUCUUGGUUAUUGUCAUGUUGGAAAAUAAGGUUGUGUUUCAAUCACGUGACUACAACCUGCUAUCAAUGUGCGUGAUGGCCAUCAUCUCACUGCUAUUCCCUUUGGAGUACCUGUUCCCCAUCAUACCUCUCCUGCCGACGUCCAUGCCCAAUGCUGAGACAUUGCUCUUAGCUCCUUCGCCGUAUGUCAUUGGUGUACCAGCUAGCUUCUUUCAUCCAGCACGCGGUGUUUGCUUACCUGAAGACGUGUAUCACAUCGACCUAGAUUCCGGACAGAUUGACAGACCGGAUAGUCUGCCAGCAAUUCCAUUGCCACCAGAGAAACUGCUUCGUACGUUGAGGAACCGGCUGGAAAGGUGUCUGGAAGUGAUCCACACCAUGCGAUUUCCCUCAUCACCCCUACCUUCCACCAAGGAAUCUAGAGGACACAACUCCUCCAAGCCAUACACAUCAUCGUCAGCUGAUCCAUCGUCCAAUAUUGAUGAGACCGGAUUGUCGAUUCAUGGCGACGUUGCUGCUGGUGCUGCUGCUGAUAGUUGCGCGUCGCCUGCUGGCAAGAAGCCCAUCAUACAAGGCCCUAAGAAGUUAUCAGGAACACAGGUGGACAGCAAUACGCAUCCACUUGUUGAUUCUCCAGCAUCGUCACCCUGGUCUAUGUCUGGGUCCAGUAGGUCACGCAUUGCAACAGGGAUUGCAGCGAGGACUUCUGCUAAUGAUAUGGGUACCGGUGGUGGUGGUGGUGGUGGUGGUAGUGCUGAUCAAGCCGACAAAACAACCUCUCUGACCAGAUCUGAGAGUAGUUUAUCUGCUGCCACUAUUGCUGCUGCGGCAGGAGCUGAUGAAAUUGAUGGUUCCCUAGCUGCUGAUAUUGUGGCGGUGGACGUGAACAUUAGAGUUGCCUUUGUGCAGUUCAUUCUUAAUGAUGAUGUCCUGGCCAACUACCGGCGAUUCCUGCGAACAAUCCGUCUGCACUCCCGUCCAGUUGUUAUGUUACAGAAGAAUGGAUUCUUGGCUUCGGUCAGGAGUGGUGCAUCUUCUUUCUUGUCAUCUCUAGCAUCCACACAGGCGUUGGAGACUUUUGGAGAGUUUGAGUUGAACCCAUCCACCACUGUUCAUUGGAGAGUCCAGCAAGGUAUAACACGUGCAGUGUUGAUUGGUGAUAAGCAUAAGUGGUACAAAGACAAGCUCUCUGUGCAGCACUACAGUGUGUAUGAAGGCUGUGAAUCGCUCAGUGCGGCCAUGUUACAAGCUAAGUCGGCAACAGCGAAGUCUGAUGAUGACAAUAGUGAUGAAGAAGACAUCUUCGAUUCUGAUAGCAGCUGGAGCGGUGAAUCGUCCAGUAAUUCUUCUCUGAUUCUGAUCACUGAUGAAGAGUUAGUUGGUGAUGAUGGCCCGCAGACUGUCAAGGUGGUGCGGCGUGGAAUUGAAGAAGCAGUACUGCCUGCUACGAUAGGCUCUGGUGCAUACUGGAAUGCAAGCAAUGACAACAGCAGCUCAGCAGGCAGCAGUCACCAGUCACCCUCAGCUUCUGCUGCAACAGCAGCAGCAGCAUCAUCGUCAUAUGCUGAUAGAACCGGUGGCAUAGUGCAGCAUGCAACAUUGCCAUCAGUCAACUUCACCAAGGCCAGCUCUUCUUCCCAAUCCUCAUCCACUUCACGGUCAUCCGCUGCUCGGUCACACAGUGACGCAUCGGAAAUAGUUGAUUCCCCGCACUCUGCCAAGGCUGUAGAUUUCUCACCAGGUGCUGAUUCUACCAAUACUGCUGAUAUCUCCAUGGUAACCACACUCUCCAUGGUAACCACACACACCUCACCCCUGCAUGAUCUCACUCAGUCAUCAGGUAACUGUAGUUGUGACGAAGCAGCCUCUGCCAUUCCUACUCACUCUCAACAGGCGCCCGAGUCAUAUGCACCUGUGCAUGAUGUCAUUGAACAACCAGAUAGUGACAUCACUGGAAAGUCUGCAGCUGGUGAUGUUACUCUACCAUCUGCAGCUAGUGGUGAUGAUGUCACCGGGCGGCUUGCAGCUAGUGAUGAUGAUGUCACUGGGCAGGCUGCCGCUGGUAAUGACAUCGCUGUAGAACAUGGCAGAGUACAGGAUGUUGAGUGCAAUGCUGUGGUGGAUCGGACUGUGAGCAGUACAGCACCACCAACACAGAAAGACACUGGCGAGAAGUCCGAAUGCACGUCUCCUUCCUUCUCUGAGAAUAAGCUGCCUGAAAGCUCUGUGCCUCCUUCCGCUGGUGAAACCCAGGAAGGUAGCCAGAGUGCUCACGGUGAUACUAAAUUGGAGGAAACCGUUCCAGCCACCGAUGAUGAUGAUACAUCUGACAAUGUGCCGGCGUCGUCUGCAGCAGCGCAGGGUGAGGAUACUACCGAUUUCUUCGCAGCUAAUGCAGCUGUGCGCCAAGUCAAGUUCUCCUUUCCUUCAUCACAGGACAAAAGUAGUGGCUCAGAGGACUAUGUUGUUCCGCCGUUGGUCAAGCAGUACAAACACAUGCGUCCAUCACAAUCACCAGGCAGUGAUUUUGAGAUUGUCUUACCACCGAUUGAUUACCCGGAAACUUCUCAACAGUUACCCAUCGUACAGAAGCUAGCCGAGGAGUUUGACUCGGUUUCUGAUGCGGCGAUGGGUUUCAUCGGUACCACAGCAGAGCAAACAGCCAUAGCUAGUACAGAAGCGGCAACGGCAGAAGGAGCAGCAGACACGUCACAGCGCGGCGAUUCUUUUGCUCCUGCAAGUAAACCUGAUCAAACACGUCUGAGACAGAUUCGUCUUGUGAGUCGUCAUUCCAAGAAGAAAGUUUCCCAUCACAAUGUUGUUGCCGGUAGAGAUGACUACUUGCAGCACGGGCACAGUGCCAGCGUUGAUGAUAGUCUAAAUCAGCGCGGCCACAGCAAAUCAAGUAAAACAUCACAGCGCACAACAGGUACAUCAGCCGCUGCCUUCUCACCGUUGCAUACGCAACUGACUCGCAGAUCUAGCAACUUCAUCAGACGACCAUUACCUAUGCGAUCGCGAUCACUCAGUUUCAAUCACAGAGUGGAUUGCUCCACUGGACGUGCACUAACACCUGAUACAGACCUAGCUGAGGAUCUAUCUACUGAGUCAAACUAUGAUGAGGCAGUGUUUGGAUCUCGCCUUGGUCACGGUGACUUGCUGCAAGAAAGACAAGUAUCGGAUAUGGAGACACGCUGGAUGAAAUCACAGAAGAAAUACUUUGCCGCUCCGUCUAACGGGGACGAGAACCUCUUCAAUCCUUUCCCAACAUUACGGCGCAGCCUCACUGAUAAAAGCAAGAUAUUGCCAGCAUCUAAACGUCUGAACAACUUCACUUUGGAGCAGCCAACAGACCUUGUCAAUACCAGUGACAAUCAGAGUUUCCUGUACGAAGUAACGACGGGUGUGCUGGAUGGUCGCGGCAUACCCUGGUUGAAGCAGAGAAGAGUAGAUCGGCUGUUGAUGACGGAGUGUUUGCGACAAACCGUGCUCAACACCAUCAGUGAGGCUACUGGCAUUGCAUCAUCUUCCAGCGGUGUGCCGGAUAUCUGGUUGUACAAGCCGGUAUAUAAAGGUGUGCAUGCGUUGCUCAAGUCCAUUCUCAAUGGUAUUGAGAGUACUGUAUCAGCAGGUGGCCAGGAACCAAUUGCGUCCAGUUAUCAUUUUCUGGAGCUCUGUUACUCGCAUUUCACUGGCAAGUUUGUGGAGUCAGAGAAAGGCACUCCACAGCCCAUCACCACUCUACGACAGUGUUCGGCAGGUGAAACUGAGACAACUGGGACAUUGGAGUCGACAACUGCAAUAGAUGCAAGAUUGCGAAAGACCAGUGACUCUGUGUUGAUUGAUGCAGACAGCAGCUCAGCACAGGAGAUGAAAUACAGAGCUCUCUCGCUUCCACCUCAGGCACUGCCACUAGAUCAACGCGCUGGUGGAUUUCCUGAUCGUUCACCGAAGACAGGUCGUGUCUCACCGCUGGGCAGAACGUCAGGUAAAGAUGGUCUAAUACGGCGUGCUACUCCACUACCGAACAUCAUCCACCCAGCAACAAAGGCUGAGGAAAGUCGAUCUGCUGCUGCCGCUAUUGCUGCUGCCGCCACCGCUGCUCAUCAGUCAUCACACAAGACCUCACCUGUUCUUGAUAGAAAGCAGCUCAAGUCCAAAUCAGAUUUGUCUCCUGACAGUGGGUCAUCGAGGAAGGAAGAUGGAUCAGAUCGCAGGUAUCUGUAUGAGGAGUUCAUAGGCAAGCAGCGCAGUGCAUUGUGGGACAAGAUGGGAUUCUGGGAGACUUUGUUUGGUGAUAUUGUAGCACAAGAGAGACAAGCCAUGGGUCUUAAUGACAAUCCAGUACAGCUGAUUGAACGGUUCCGUCGUCUCAGCUCUGUCGAUCGUGUGUGCUUGGAACAUGAAGAAGACCUGGCCCUAACUGGUCUACUUGUCAACAUGGCAGCAUUCAUGGUUGCCAUGGGAGCUGAGCAUGGUCAGAUCACCAAUAAGAUUCGCCGUCUUGUUGGCCGUGCCCAUAUAGGUCUGCAGUUUAGUCAACAUGUCUAUGACAUUCUGCGUGUACUCAAGCCAGCUAAAGGAAAUGCGUUUGAAUUGUGGCCGUUGCGCAGUCGCCAGAUUAAUCGUCAGAUGUUCAUGGUACACCAAGGCCGCAACAGAGAUGGAGACAUGUGCAUUAUGGAGAUCUCCGACUUGGCUAUUGUGGUUAAUGACUGGACAGGUGAAGUGAGGCAGAGGUGGUUCUAUGAGAACAUUGUUCGUGCCAACUACCAUCCCAACUCUUGUGUCCUGGGCAUGUGGGUGCGAGAAAGUGACGGUGUCAUACCAUACAAUUUUUGGUGUGUCAAAAAGGGCCGGCAACUUUAUGAUGCUGUAGAACAUUACAUCACUGGAUCUUCUGCGCCGACUGUGUUUGGAAGCAGUGUAACUGGGCAGUUUCCUGUGCGUAAUGCUGCCAGUCAAGAAGCUGCUAUCCUGACUUUAUCGCCAGACGGUAUUCUGUGUCGCUACACUACGGGACGUGCUGACGUCAUGUAUGAGCUUGGCAGCAUAGCAGACUGUGCUGAGGAGAGUGAUGUAUUUCUGCUCAAGACUGUGAAUGAGGAUCAUGAUGUCACGGAACACAGGUUUGAAUCAUUACAAGUCCAGCAGAUUGUGCAGACAAUGAUGAACAUCUUCUCGGUGUCUGCUGCUGGCAACCAGUCUACGAGCAACACUACAUCACCAUCCUUGCAGGACAGUAGUAGUAGUAAUGCUGGCAGUGGCAAUGCUUCAGAUCAGCAGCUCACCACCACUGAUGAGCAGUACUCAACCGGUGCAGUCCUGCUGCAAUCUUCACAUUCUGCUGCUACUGCUACUGCUACUGCUACUGCUACUAGAUUGGUUCAAGCUGGACAUGACGCCGCCAGAACUAGAGCUGUGUCCGGUGAGCAAGAGUUGCGUUCUCAGGUAUCUGCUGUUGCUCCUGCUGCUGCUGCUGCUGCUAAUGCCAUACACCAAUCUAUGAUCACUCCUUUGUCGUCAGGAGCUGGUAGUAAGACAUACUACACGGACGGAGGUGGUUCUAGUGACGAUGACAAGUGAUGACAAGUGCUGUCAUGUGAUGACAAGUGAUGAUAGUGCUGUCAUGUGAAGCACUCGUUUGCUCUAUCUGACAGCAGUCAUCCUGAUUUUGAUUCCGUCGGUUUGUGUUUGCUCCAAGCACAGUGAAGUGCUUGGACCGCCAGCAGCACCAUGCUGAUGAGCUCUCGCUACAGAACAAUGAACUGCUAGGCAUUUGUCUACCCCUUCAACUCAUUCAUCUGAAUUGUUAACUGACAGUUUGGACACACGUGCGCGUGCGUGUGUGUGUACAUGCGUGUGCGUGCGUGCAUGCAUGCAUGUGUGUAAUCAUAUCCUGACCAUCCACCCACACCUGACCAUCCCACCUGUACUCUAGUAUUAGCCACAGCACUGGUGCAGCAUAGCUGUGAUUGUUUUUGAUUGUUUUUUUUCAGCUAAGAUUGUCCUAUUGUGAUUUUCAGAAAUAGAAGUUUUGAUACGAACUUAGACUCGUUGGAACAACCAACUUCAAACGUUUUGAUAGUUAUUUCUCGUUGUCUCAUCAAAACUCAUGCUGUUAUCUCCAUUCAGAAUUAUUGAUUGCCAUCUUCUUCCUUUGGUAUGUUUACGUGUGCUCUUGCCAAGUGUCAUUUUCCAUCUUCUGAUUGUAUUUCACCAUUGUGGGUUUUUCCCCACUCUGUCAGUGUUCCCUGACACUGUGAUAGCUCUUGCACAAACUAACCCUGCUCUAAAGCAUUGCAAGCAUUCCUAUGGUCUCUACCACUCAGUCUAAGAGAUUUCCAAUACAUUCAGUGUCACCAGGUGGA